UUACAUUACAUAACAACAAAACCAACGAACCAAACAACCAAAAUUUUCAUUUAAAAGUUGCCUCUUUCCGACGCUGCUUCUGACAAAUACAACAUUCUACCAUCCCAAAUGUCGGUCACUUUGGACUAUGCUGGUCAAAGAGCUGAAGCUAUUCCUCAAUCCACACCAAUACCGAAUUGGACUAUUCAUGUGUCAGACAUAAGAACAGUUAAGGUUAGCAACAUAUCACUGGUUACUUCCAAGGUGGAGAUUCGAGAAUUCUUUUCAUUCUCAGGUGAUAUUCAGUAUAUUGAGAUGCAAAGGGAAAGUGACCGCACUCAAGUUGCUUAUGUUACAUUUAAGGAUACACAGGGAGCAGAUACAGCAGUUCUCUUAACAGGUUCAAAGAUAGGUGAUCUAUAUGUCACAAUCGCACCUGUGGAGAAGUAUCAGCUUCCCCCUGAUGCUGUUCCAGUAAGUCCGAGAAACCAAAGUGGUGAUGCAGUAAAGAAGGCUGAAGAUGUAAUGAGCACCAUGCUUGCUAAGGGUUUCAUUUUAGGAAAGGAUGCCAUCAACAAGGCAAAAGCCUUUGAUGAGCGUCACCAGUUGACCUCAAAUGCAUCUUCCAGAGUUGCUUCCAUUGAUCGUAGAAUGGGUUUCAGUGACAAAAUAAGUAUUGGAACAGCUAUUGUGAAUGGAAAAGUGAGAGAGAUGGAUGAAAAAUAUCAGCUUUCUGAAAUGACAAAGUCUGCUCUUGCUGCUGCAGAGCAAAAGGCAAGCAGUGCUGGAUCUGCUAUCAUGAGCAAUUCUUAUGUAUCAACUGGAGCUUCAUGGGUGUCUAGUGCCUUUAAUGCUAUAGCAAAGGCAGCUGGGGAUGUCAGCAGCAUGACAAGGGAGAAGGUUGAACAGGCAGAGGUGGAAAGGAAUGAGAUCAUUUAUAGUGAAAGGAAAGGGACUGUUGACGAAUUUGGAAUGAAACGCUUUCAGGAUGCUUCAGACAUGGGUCCUGCAAUAGUUCCUGUUAAUUCACAUGAUGACCAUAAGCUAGAAAUUAUAUAACUACUCAGAAUUCUUUACAUCCUCACAUGCACAGUUGGAUUUAUUUAGUUAGAAUAGUUAUUGUCUGAGCUUUUAUUUUAGAAUGAUAAGUUUUAUUGAUUGUUACAGCAAUGUACAAGUUUGUCUGGCAGACGUGUGGUUCCUAAAUACGGUCAACAUUUAUGUCAUAAAGUUAUUCUUUAUUUUUU
This is a messenger RNA of Vigna umbellata (rice bean), 1226 nucleotides long. RefSeq names its product binding partner of ACD11 1-like. Gene Ontology annotation, molecular function: RNA binding. The record is from RefSeq and is a predicted model, not a curated record. NCBI's taxonomy places the organism in Eukaryota, Viridiplantae, Streptophyta, Magnoliopsida, Fabales, Fabaceae.